AUGAGUUCUAUUGGUAAAGAUACAUUGACCGCAGCAGAGCGUUCCUCCAACGUAAGUGAAUUGCUUCAAGUCUUAAUGGACAUUAAUGAGAUAAACGGUGGGAAUUCAGAAACCGCUUCCAAGAUGAAAGUUCAUGCCAAGAACUUCGAAAAUGCCUUGUAUGCCAAGAGUUCCUCUAGGAAAGAAUAUUUAGAUAGUAUGAGAGAAAAAGUUAACGCCAUGAGGGAAACUAGAGAUAGUAGGAAAAAGGCUAUCAAUUCAAGAAGUAAUGAUCAAAAUAUUAACUAUAUUCCUAAUCCAAACAUUAGUAAUACCAAUACUAAUGCUAAUACCAAUAACAACAAUAAUAUAAAUAUGGACCCACAAGCUUUCCUGAAUCAACAAGCACAAGCAAGGCAACAAGCCGCUAUGCAAUUGAAGAAUAGACAGCAGCAACAGCAGCAGCAGCAGCAGCAACAGCAACCACAGCAAAGGUUAACUCCUCAGCAACAACAGUUGAUAAACCAAAUGAAAGUAGCUACUAUUCCGAGAGAAUUGUUGCAAAAGAUACCAAAUGUACCAGCUGGUGUAACAACAUGGCAACAAAUCACAGAACUGGCACAACAAAAAAUAUUAUCACAAGACGAUAUGACAGUAGCCAAAGAAAUGUAUAAACUUCAUCAACAAUUACUUUUCAAGUCGAAAUUACAACAACAGCAGCAGCAGCAACAAUUAUCCCAACAACAGCAACAACGACAAGGACAACAAGGCCAAGGGCAAGUGCUACCUCCCCAGCAACAACAGCUGCAACAACAACAACAACAACUACAACAACAACAACAACAGCCAAGAGGGACUUCCGUUUCCACCAAUCAAAAUCCCAACCAACAAAGAGCACGUGGCCAACAACCACAACAACAGCAACAACAACAAAGAGAGAUUCCAAACGUCUUGGGUCAAAUUAAUGAAAUAUUUACUACAGAGGAACAAAGAGCUUUAUUACAAGAAGCAAUGGAAGCUUGUAAAAAUUAUCAAAAGAAUCAAUUCGGUAAUAUGACAACGGUUCCAGAACAAGCAAGACAAUUAUUCAUUAGGAAAUAUAUAAAUCAGAAGGUUUUGAAGAAAAUUCAAAGUGUAAGGCUGGCUCAAGCUGCUGCCAUGGCGGCUACGAACAAUAAUAAGCCAAUGCCACAGCAACAGCAACAACAUCAACAACAACAACAACAACAACAACAACAAACAAGAGUACAAGCAACACAGAACCAAGGCCCAAUGCAACAAGCACAGAUUCAAUUGCAACCUCAGCAACGUUCGGGUAUUCCAAAUGCGACACCUUCCUCAGCUGGGUACAAGUCAUCUCAAGUGCCAACACCGCAAGGCAAUAAUAUUGGAGGCGUUAAUAACAAUAGCACCAAUAAUAAUAAUAAUAAUAAUAAUAAUAAUAUGAGCACUUCAAGAAUACAGGCUACCCAAAAUAGAGUUUUACAAUCAUUACAACCUUCUCCUCAUGAUAUAGAAGUUGUAAGAAGGAUAUCAUCUGAAGCGCAAAGAACUCCACUGCGUUUAAGUGAUUUAACAAAUUCAUUAUCUCCAGGUGAAAAAGAUGAAAUUAAAAGAAAAUUACAAAUGAAUCAACAAUUAUUUACCCAAGUGAGUAAUUAUGCUCCACAAGUGUAUGUCUUCACUAAAAAUGAAAAUUUUUUGAAAGAAGUCCUACAAUUAAGAAUCUUCGUUAAGGAAAUACUAGAAAAAUGUUCAAAAGAUAUCUUUGUCGUGAAAUUAGAUACCGUUGAUAAGUUGGUCGUCAAAUAUCAAAAAUAUUGGGAGAGUAUGAAAAUGCAAUUGAUUAGAAGACAACAAUUAGUGGAACAAAGUAAGGCAAAUCAUAACCAAUUAAAAUCUCAACAACAACAACAGCAACAGGAACAACAACAAAACCCACCUAUAUCCCAGCAACAACAAAAGGUUCAAGGUAAUUUACAACAAAUUCAACAACAAAUGCAAUGGCAACAACAACAACAACAGGCUGCUCAACAACAGCAACAAAUGAGUAACAGUGCAUCUGCCAACGGCACACCAUCUACAGCUUCAUCAGUCCCAUUAGACGCUUCUAAACAUAACUAUCAUCAACAAAUAAUUGCUAAUACUAUGAGAAGCGCAGGUACAGGACCAGGAGGAAACAACAAUAAUAAUAAUAGUGGAACUCCAUCAUUGGCACCAGUAAUGGAGCCACCAAGCACAACUGGUUCAGUCUCCCCUAAGAAGGAACCAGGACAGAUGAAAUCAGCUGGUAGAUCAAAAUCAGUAACAAAGAAAAUAUCGCCUGCAGUAGUUAAUCAAGUCAUCCCAUCUGGUAUGGGACAACAAGGGCAACAACAAACGAGUAACUCUACUACUCCGAUGGUUAAUAAUUUUAUUCCCGGUAAUUCCCCUGCGGCUACUGCUACUACUAUUACAACUGCUGCUACUACUAUUGCAGCUGGUAAUGGAUUAUCCCAAAAUUCUCCUUCUCCAUUGAGUGGGCCACCUACAACAACCACAGCAAUGACGACAUCAAGUGGGGCAAUUGUGGCGAAUCCAUUUAAAGAAGAUGAAGCUAAAUUAGCUGAUUUGAACUUGAAAAAAAAUGAAAUGAUUUCUCGAUUUAAACAUCGUCAAGAAAUAUAUGGGAACUCGAAAAUGGAUCUUUUCCUAUUGACUUUAGGUGAUUGUUUAGGAAUUAAUGAGAAUGAAAUGGAACCAAUUUAUCAAAUCCCCACCACAGUGGUUGCUCAUAUUAAUGGAACUGGUAAGAAGAAGAUAACUAAAGCUGUUCAAAGGGUUAGAGAUCGUGAUGUCGUUAAUGUUACUAUUAAGGAUAAUAAAUUGAUCAUGAAGAGUAAGAAGCUCGAACCUUCUCCUAAUGCAAAUAGUAGUAGUACGGGUAAAAAAUCUGGAAUUGAAAAACAAGAAAACAACAUUUUGACGAGGAAUUAUGAAAUUAAUUUGAAUGAUAUUAGUAGUAUAUUUAAGAAAGUUUCAGGUGGGAAUAAUUUAAAUGAUUUAUUUCUCAAUGACAAUAGUAAUACUCCAUUGAAUAAUUCUUUGAUAGAUAAUAAUCAUAAUGAAGUUGAGAAUAUGAGGAAGAGAAAGUUUAAAGAAGUUGAUAUUAGUCCUACCAAUUCCGAUGGAUCUUCGGCAUCGUUAAUGGAUGAUUCAAAAAGGAUUAAAGUUGAUUCUCCAGAUGAUGUUUUCUCUGGUAAGACAGAUGAAGAUGAAGAAGAAAAUGCUGAUUAUAGUGGUAGUAAUCACAUCAAGAUUAAACAAGAAAUUGAUGACGAUGAUCAUCUUCAUAAAGAGAAAAGUAUCAAAGUAGAUGAUAGAAUAUGGAAUUGGGAAUUUUGGGAAGGAUUAGAUACCUCUAGAUUACCUAGUGGGAUGUCCUAG
Messenger RNA from Naumovozyma dairenensis CBS 421, 3405 nucleotides. RefSeq names its product Gal11p (gene GAL11). Gene Ontology annotation, molecular function: transcription coregulator activity. The coding region runs from base 1 to 3405 and encodes 1134 amino acids. Gene Ontology annotation, cellular component: mediator complex. Gene Ontology annotation, biological process: regulation of transcription by RNA polymerase II. The record is from RefSeq and is a predicted model, not a curated record. The transcript has a single exon. Lineage: Eukaryota; Fungi; Ascomycota; Saccharomycetes; Saccharomycetales; Saccharomycetaceae.